AUGGCAUUCCUGCGAUUCAGAAGGUACCGCGUGUAUGUCUUUGCCGCUGUCUUCUUCCUCUUUCUCGUAUUUCGCCUAUCGAGCAACUCUCAGUUAAACGCCCAUCAUACUACAAUCUACAAGGGCUACUCAGCUCCGCCCGAUGGCGAGUCAAGUGCGGGACGCGGCAGCAGCAGCAGCAGCAGUCAUGACAGUGCAAGAGGCAAUUUCGGCGCGGGCACCCCUGCUCAAGAUGCUCCUCCUUCCCUGGGGUCACCAGAUGUGAGUGCUCCGAAAGUGCCCGCCGAAAAGGAACCCGAGGAGGUGGCUGCGCCCGCACCGCAGUCAAUGCACAUUCCUCAAUUGCACACGAGCCUCGAGAUCAAGGGCUCUUACGGCCUGCCUACGGGUCCUCGAUCGCAAAAACCGACCGCCCCACAGCAAACGGACGUGGCAGCUUCCGCACCGAAGGAGGAUGAUGCUUUCGACUCCAACCGUGUCCACCAAGUGAAUCCCCCAGCUACCCAUCAGGAAACCGCUGUCCCGGUCGUCGCAGACGCCACUGCCAAGGCAAAGCCUAUUCUCUCAACAAGCGUCAUUCACUGGAUGAAGAUGGCCGAGCACUUCCCGAUCCCCGAAGAAUCUCUCAUUCUGCUUCCCACUGGCUCACCAAUGCCUAUCCCCAAGAUCCAGCACAAGUUUGCGGCUGAACCCGACGCCACCCGUGAGAUCCGUGAAUCACGUCUCGCUUCGGUGCGCGGCGAGAUGCAACAUGCGUGGUCCGGCUACCGCACCUAUGCUUGGACCCACGACGAGCUUGCCCCCGUCAGCAAGGGUUUCCGCGAUCCAUUUUGCGGUUGGGCUGCGUCUCUCGUCGAUGCUCUAGACACACUGUGGAUCAUGGGCAUGCACGAUGAGUUUGACGAGGCAUACGAGGCCGUCAAGGAUAUUGAUUUCACAACCACUCCGUUCCGCAGCGAGAUCCCCGUCUUCGAGACCAUCAUCCGUUACCUAGGUGGUCUCAUUGCCGCGUACGACGUUUCGGGUGGUGAAAAGGGCAAAUACCCUGCGCUCCUGUCCAAGGCGGUGGAACUGGCCGAAAUCCUCAUGGGUGUCUUCGACACCCCCAACCGAAUGCCAAUUCUUUACUACCAUUGGAAGCCUGCCUUCUACUCCCAGCCCAAGACUGCUUCCAGCAGUGUCAGUGUGGCCGAGCUCGGUUCCAUGAGCAUGGAGUUCACACGCCUGGCCCAACUGACUGGCCACAGCAAGUACUAUGAUGCCAUUGCCCGCAUCACCGACGCCUUUGAAGAUUGGCAAAACCGCGUCAACGGAACCGCCAUAGCAGGUAUCUUCCCUGAGCAUGUUGAUGCAUCCGGUUGCAACAGGACAGCUGCCGCUAUACAAGAGGCAGAGAAUGCAAGCAAACUAGCAAAGGCCCAAGUGGCUGCUGCCAACGAUAUUGAGAGCGAACCGGUAGGCUACAAACCAAGCCAACCGAAUUCUGAUCCUAUGGUGGCCCAGGACAAGGUGGCGAUUGCAAAGACGAUGCCUCCGGAUCUUGAAUUCCGCGUCAACUCAGCCACGAAGCCAGGUGAGCCGGCGACCGGCGAGUUUCGCAAGGUCGACGACGUCGCCUCCGCAUCAGUUGGUAAACGUGACGUGGGUGACGCGGUGUCCAUGGGGACCGCCCCCAAAGACGCUACGGCACAAGUCGCCGUCGCGCCUGAUGUGGGCAAAACGCCAUCCGGUUCCAAGAUAAUGACGGGUUCCGGCGUGCAGCAUGCCAAUAAACCGGUGUCGGCCCCUAUCGCUGCAAAUGGCAAGGUCGCCAAAUUCGAUUGCAUCCCACAAAACCUGACGGCUGGAGGUUAUGGCAUGCAAACAUACAGCAUGGGUGGUAGCCAAGAUUCCACCUACGAGUACUUUCCAAAGGCCAUGCACGAAAAGGUGGUCGACGCAGUCAAGAAAUAUCUGCUUUACCGUCCGUUAAUAAAGGACGACCGGGACAUCCUGUUCUCGGCAAAGGUGUCUAGUCGGGACGGCACAGACAAAGAUAUGUCCUAUAACUACGAAAUCACACAUUUGACCUGCUUCCUCGGAGGCAUGUUUGCCAUGGGCGGCCGUAUCUUCAACCGGCCGGAGGAUGUCGAGAUUGGCGGCAAGCUGGCCGACGGCUGUGUCUGGGCAUAUGAAGCGAUGCCUAUGGGAAUCAUGCCCGAAGGCUCGAUCAUAACUCCGUGCGCAAACAUGACAAACUGCUCGUGGAACCAAACUGCCUGGUACGAAAAGCUUGACCCCAACAUUGCCUGGCGGACCAAGCAGUUGCUCGAUUACGAAGAGCGUAUGAAGACGUGGGCCAAAGAGAGGGACGAGAUCGAGGAGUUGCAACGAGCGCGCGCCGAGGAGCUUGAGCGUGAGCGACAGGCUACUGCGAAAGAAGCGUUGGCCAACGAACCGUCAUCGCCUGCGGAUGAAGUAGGACUUGCGCCCGGCCCCGAAACUCCCGUUGGCACCGCCAACAUUGGCAAGCGCGCAGUUGGCGGGGCCGACAAAACACCGGUCACGGCGGCAGAUACAGUCGCUAUAAACGAAAAAGAAAAGGUACUUCAGGGUGAUCUAGACCUUAACGCUGAUGCUGCCGCCGUGCCGAAGGCGGCCGCCCCUGCCAAGAAACCACUUCCCGAACUAGUCAUCCCGCCCAUGCCUGUACGCCCUGAAACGCACGAGGAGUUCGUUCAGAAUCGCAUUGAGCGCGACAAUCUCGUCCCUGGCUUUGUCAGCAUGAACGACAGGCGCUACAUUCUUCGGCCCGAGGCAAUCGAGUCGGUGUGGUACAUGUACCGCAUUACGGGCGACCCGUCGUGGCAGGAGAAGGGCUGGCGCAUGUUCCAAGCUGUGAUUCACGCCACGCGGACGGAAUACGGCCACAGCGCCAUCGCCGACGUCUUAACAGAUCCCAAGGACGAACCGGUCCAGGUCGACAAUAUGGAGAGUUUCUGGUUCGCCGAGACGCUCAAGUACUUUUAUCUGUUGUUCGCCACGCCCGAUGUCAUCAGCCUGGACGACUACGUCCUGAACACCGAGGCGCACCCUUUCAAGCGACCGACAUAA
Messenger RNA from Sporothrix brasiliensis 5110, 3093 nucleotides. RefSeq names its product mannosyl-oligosaccharide alpha-1,2-mannosidase. The coding region runs from base 1 to 3093 and encodes 1030 amino acids. Gene Ontology annotation, biological process: carbohydrate metabolic process; N-glycan processing. Gene Ontology annotation, cellular component: endoplasmic reticulum; Golgi membrane. The transcript has 2 exons. The record is from RefSeq and is a predicted model, not a curated record. Lineage: Eukaryota; Fungi; Ascomycota; Sordariomycetes; Ophiostomatales; Ophiostomataceae. Gene Ontology annotation, molecular function: calcium ion binding; mannosyl-oligosaccharide 1,2-alpha-mannosidase activity.